GUCGACUUGCGGCGGCCGUACCUGCCACGGCACACAAUGCAACGCACCUUCAAAGAUUAAAGAGUCUCGCACGUUGCUCUGCUUCUUCUUCUUCUUCUUUUUCUCCUCUUUCUUCUUCUUCUUCUUCUCCUCUUCCUCCAUUCCUCCUCUCAACUCUUCCUCUUCGUUCUUCUCUUUUCUGCCUGUCUUUAUCCAUUCAACCCUUUCCUGUCACUUCUCACGUGUACCUCACUCACUCUCUCUCUCUCUCUCUCUCUCUCUUUUUCUCUCGUUUUGCUCGGUACCUUCACUUCCUACCGCGUUGUCGCAUGCGAGGACUCAUCGCCGGCCUGAAAUAUGGUGGUACCCAGUGAUCCCUCCAGGAUGUCGCACGACAAUCUAGGAUUUACAUCGAGCACGGAUGUUCUCCAGGACUCGAGAAGAGUAUCGACCAAAGGAUACCAAAAUGAUCACGACGCGAAACGUUCCUACAUUCUGGAGAUGGAGGAAAAGAAAAAAAGCGCGCACGAGCAGAACACCGAUUAUGAUCCCUAUAAUUACAGAGUGGUGGAGCAUCCGACUACCGACGCGGAGACGAUGCUGCACCUGUUGAAGGGCAGUCUCGGCACAGGGAUCCUCGCGAUGCCGAGGGCCUUUUUUAACGCGGGCUACAUCGUCGGCCUGAUCGCCACGUUCGUCAUAGGAGUGUUUUGUACGUACUGCAUGCGAAUCCUCGUGCGGUCGGAAUACGAGCUGUGCAAGAGGCGGCAGAUACCGUCCAUGUCGUAUCCGGCGACUGCGGAAGUCGCGCUGGAGGAAGGACCGAUGUGGCUCAGGCCGUUCUCCAGAGCCUCCAGUCACAUAGUGAACGUCUUCCUACUGAUAUAUCAGAUGGGCACUUGCUGCGUCUAUAUAGUGUUCAUCGCCAGCAAUCUGCACCUGGCGCUGGAGACAUGGGUCGAUAUUGAUUUGAAGGUAUACAUGGUGAUUAUCCUGUUGCCCUUAAUCCUCGUCAAUUACAUCAGGAAUUUGAAAUUCCUGGCGCCGUUCUCGACGCUCGCGAAUGUCCUCAUGUUCACUGGCUUCGCCAUCAUACUCUACUACAUCUUCCGGGAGCCGUUGACGUUCGAGGGCCGUGCGUCGGUCGGAGCAAUCGAGAAUUUCCCGCUCUUCUUCGGCACCGUCCUCUUCGCCCUUGAGUCUAUCGGUGUGAUCAUGCCGUUGGAGAAUGAGAUGAAGACACCGAAAUCCUUCAUGAAGCCGUUCGGCGUUCUCAACGCUUCCAUGAGCAUCAUAAUAGUACUGUAUGCCGCCAUGGGAUUCUUCGGGUACAUACGAUAUGGCAGCCACAUCGACGGCAGCAUCACGCUCAGCCUGCCCACCCAGGAGAUGCUAGGCAAAGCGGUGCAGAUCCUCCUGGCCAUCGCCAUCUUCUUCACUCAUCCCAUUCAAUGUUACGUCGCCAUCGACAUCGCGUGGAAUGAGUAUAUCGGUCCCGCAAUGGACAAGUUCAAGCUGGUUCGCUUCAAGCUGGUCUGGGAAUAUGUGGUCAGGACUAUUGUGAUUCUGCUCACCUUCGUGCUGGCGAUCACGAUACCGGAGCUGGAUCUCUUCAUCUCGCUGUUCGGCGCGUUUUGCCUGUCGGGCUUGGGCCUCGCUUUCCCGGCGAUCAUACAGAUAUGCGCUUUCUGGAAGAUCGUGGGACCCAGGGAGAAGAAGAUCAUGCUGGCGAAGAACAUGUGUUUGGUGCUGAUCGGAGCGUUGGGUCUGGUCGUGGGCACUUACACGAGUAUCCGCGGCAUUGUGAACAAAUUCUCGUAGUGCAACGGCGAUUUGUGAAGGACCGUGCAGUAACAUUGCAAUCGCGACGGCGCAUUGUGUGCCAAAAAGCACAUUUGGUGGACAAAAUUCUGCCUACAUCACAAAUCUGCAUCGAUUUUGAUGAAAUUUUUUGUAAAAUACUCGUGAAUAGUUCUAUUGGGAGUAUGCAUUAAUUUUAAGGGAUUUUUUGGUAAAAAUACGGCUUUAUUGUGAAAAAAUGAUUACAAAUUGAUCAUUCAAAAUAUUGUCCAUCGCUAGCCACUACUUUUUCUCAUCUUUCUGGUAAUAGAUGGAUUUCACAUCGAAAGAACGACAGAUCUUUUGAGGCUAUCCACGAAUCGACUCAUUUUUUAGUAUCCUCAUAAGAAUGGAAGCGCUGCUCAGACAGGCCAUGAGUUAUCGAUCGAAAUAGGUGGUAAUCGGAAGGAGCAAUAUCUGGAAAAUACAGCGGGU
This is a messenger RNA of Odontomachus brunneus, 2253 nucleotides long. RefSeq names its product proton-coupled amino acid transporter-like protein CG1139. Gene Ontology annotation, molecular function: amino acid transmembrane transporter activity. The record is from RefSeq and is a predicted model, not a curated record. The transcript has 8 exons. Gene Ontology annotation, cellular component: vacuolar membrane. Gene Ontology annotation, biological process: amino acid transmembrane transport. NCBI's taxonomy places the organism in Eukaryota, Metazoa, Arthropoda, Insecta, Hymenoptera, Formicidae. Bases 337 to 1800 code for a protein of 487 amino acids.